This is a messenger RNA of Entrophospora candida, 576 nucleotides long. The record is from the annotation of a GenBank genome assembly. Lineage: Eukaryota; Fungi; Glomeromycota; Glomeromycetes; Entrophosporales; Entrophosporaceae.
AUGUCCAAUACUCCACUUCCAUCAGUUGAAGAAGUUGCUGGUCCAGCUUUCCUCGAGUUGAGUGUGGAUGAACUCAUCCAAGUUGGAUUAAAAAUGGGACCUGCUAAAACGAUCAUUGGGUUGAUUAACAAAAUUAAAGGAGAAGAGCAAGGAGAGAAUGAAGAGAAUGAAGAGGCUCCCUACAUUCAAAAAUUCAUACAAUUUGCAUCUGAAUGGGUGGCUGAAAAAGUGAUGGACAAACUCAAAAGGAAUUACAGUCAGCAGUUAAGGAAUUUUGUGAUAGCAAGCUCAUCAGAAAAUGAAUAUAGUACGCUUUGGGGCGUCAUAUUUGAACAGAUCACACAUCGAAUUUUACAAAAGGGAGGAACAUUUAAUAUUCGUCCUUUAGAAUCCAACGUCACAAGUUCUACAAUUGAAAUUCCAGAACAGAUCAAGUUGGUAUUUAAUGACAUUAAUAAGAUUGAGGAGGGCAAGUACUGUCAACUGAUUCAAAAGAAUUUUACAUCUGUUGAUGCAGUUGUUGCACCUGACACACUCUUUCAGAUGACCAUAAGCAAAUCCAUCCUAUUAAUAUGA